Knipowitschia caucasica is the source of this 690-nucleotide messenger RNA. The record is from the annotation of a GenBank genome assembly. Lineage: Eukaryota; Metazoa; Chordata; Actinopteri; Gobiiformes; Gobiidae.
AUGCCCCCUUCUCCCUCCCUGGAUCUGGCCACAGUGUCACCUCUGCCCCCUACAGGAUCGGUUCCAAAGUGUUUACAGGCUGUUGAAGAAUUUGGCUAUCCACUAAGAGUACGUGCUGAUCAAGGAGGAGAGAAUGUAGAUGGUGCUCGCUUAAUGUUCAGUGUUUGGGGCCCAGACAGUGGUUGCUUUUAUGCAGGAAAAAGUGUUCAUAAUCAGAGGAUAGAGCGCCUUUGGCGCGAUGUUUGGAUGGGGGUCACCAGUGUGUUCUACCACACUUUUCACAUGAUGGAAGAAGAAGGCCUCUUUGAUCUAAGUGAUGCCACUCAUCUCUUCUGCCUCCAUUAUGUGUUCCAUAAAGGAUGGGACAAUCACCCUUUAAGAACGGAGCAAAACAUGACCCCUAACCAGUUGUGGUUGGCUGGGCAGAUCCAUCACCACAUUCCAAAUCCAAUGGACUUAAACAUUCCUGACAUUGAUUGGGACGAGAGUGGGGAGGUCCCUGAGGAAAAUGUUGGGGUCCAAGUACCAGACCUGGAGAGCCCACUUACUGCGCAGCAGCUGAGCACAUUGUCUGUCCACAUCGACCCUCUGCAGCCAUCAGAGUCAAAUGGCACCUCCCACCCGAUCCAGAAUUUCAGCAGCUGGCGCAGGUGGUCUGAAGAUGCUAAACAAAUAGAGGACAUAGUUUGA